Molecule: messenger RNA, 989 nt
Organism: Pelecanus crispus (Dalmatian pelican)
Lineage: Eukaryota; Metazoa; Chordata; Aves; Pelecaniformes; Pelecanidae
Source: RefSeq, a predicted model, not a curated record
AUGGUCCCUACAGAGCUGGUGGAGAAGGAGUUUUGGCGGCUGGUGAACAGCAUCGAGGAGGACGUGACGGUGGAGUACGGCGCCGACAUCCACUCCAAGGAAUUCGGCAGCGGUUUCCCCAUCAGCGACGGCAAAAGGAAGCUCUCGCCGGAGGAGGAGGAAUACGCCGGCAGCGGUUGGAACCUGAACGUGAUGCCGGUGUUGAAGCAAUCGGUGCUGUGCCACAUCAACGCCGAUAUUUCGGGGAUGAAGGUGCCCUGGCUCUACGUGGGGAUGGUUUGCUGGCACAUCGAGGACCACUGGAGCUACUCCAUCAACUACCUCCACUGGGGCGAGCCCAAGACGUGGUACGGGGUUCCCUCCUUCGCGGCGGAGCACCUGGAAGAGGUGAUGAAGAAGCUGACGCCGGAGCUUUUCGAGAGCCAGCCCGACCUGCUCCACCAACUCGUCACGCUCAUGAACCCCAACACCCUCAUGGCCCACGGUGUCCCUGUCGUACGGACAAACCAGUGCGCCGGCGAGUUCGUCAUCACCUUCCCCCGGGCGUACCACAGCGGUUUCAACCAGGGUUACAACUUUGCUGAGGCCGUCAACUUCUGCACUGCUGACUGGCUGCCUGCCGGCAGGCAGUGCAUCGAGCACUACCGACGCUUGCGACGUUACUGCGUUUUCUCCCACGAGGAACUCAUCUGUAAGAUGGCGGCUUGCCCCGAAAAGCUGGACCUCAACUUGGCGGCCGCCGUUCAUAAAGAGAUGUUCGUCCUGGUGCAGGAGGAGCGUAAACUCCGCAAAGCGCUGCUGGAAAAGGGUAUCACGGAGGCGGAGCGGGAGGCUUUCGAGCUGCUGCCGGACGACGAGCGGCAGUGCGAUAAAUGUAAGACGACGUGUUUCCUCUCGGCGCUGGCUUGUUACGACGGUCCCCAGUGCCUCGUCUGCCUCUACCACAUGGAUGACCUCUGCAAGUGCCCCCGCAGCAAGCAGUACCUCAG